AACGUUUAAAAAGACAUGUCAAUUUUAUAUUACUAGUUUAUUUUUUAAAUUAAAAUUCUCUUGUGUCUUUCGUAAACCUUCAAUAUCAAAAAUUAUUUUUCAUACGUUUUUGUUAAAUUUCCGAUUAUUUCGCGUUAGGGUGUGUCCAUUUCAUAUCACUUCAAAUGAUAUCGAAAACAAAUGAUCAUACUGUUAACAAGGUCUCUUUCGGUUUAGGCGUGUUCCAAUUUAGAAACUGUCUACUUAACUAGUAAAAUAAAAUCGCCCCUAAUUUUUUUCCAUUGUAAAAUACUUAGAAUUCGGAAAAAAUGACAGAAUAUUGGCUGAUAUCGGCUCCUGGAGACAAGACUUGUCAACAAACCUGGGAGACGCUCAAUAAUGUUACUAGCAAACAAAACAGUCUUUCAAUCAAUUAUAAGUUUCAUAUACCUGAUUUGAAAGUCGGUACGUUGGAUCAACUAGUUGGUUUGUCAGAUGAUUUAGGAAAAUUAGACAGCUUCGUAGAUCAGGUGACUCAUAAAGUGGCCUCUUAUUUGGGUGAGGUCUUGGAAGAUCAACGGGAUAAGCUUCAAGAAAAUUUGAUGGCCAAUAAUGGAGACCUUGCCGUUUACUUAACUCACUUCCAAUGGGACAUGGCAAAAUAUCCUAUUAAACAAUCAUUGCGUAACAUAGCUGAUAUUAUAAGUAAACAAGUAGGACAGAUUGAUGCAGACCUUAAAACUAAGUCAUCAGUUUACAAUAAUCUCAAAAGCAGUUUACAAAACAUGGAAAAAAAACAAACUGGCAGCUUGUUAACAAGAAAUUUGGUUGAUAUUGUACGCAAGGAACAUUUUAUUCAAGAUUCAGAGUAUCUUACAACUUUGCUAGUAGUUGUUCCUAAAUCUGCUUUUUCUGAUUGGACUCAAAGUUAUGAAAAAUUAACAGAUAUGAUUGUACCUCGUUCCACACAAUUGGUAAAUCAAGACAAUGAUUAUGGUUUAUUUACUGUUACAUUGUUUAAAAAAGUAGCAGAAGAAUUCAAGCACCAUGCUAGGGAAAAGAAGUUUAUUGUUCGCGAUUUUACUUAUAAUGAAGUUGAACUUGCAGCUGGAAAAAAUGAGAUUACCAAACUUGUAACAGAUAAAAAAAAGCAGUUUGGACCUCUGGUUAGAUGGUUAAAGGUCAAUUUUAGUGAAUGUUUUUGUGCUUGGAUACAUGUAAAAGCGCUUCGUGUUUUUGUUGAAUCUGUGUUAAGAUAUGGUUUACCUGUUAAUUUUCAAGCUAUGUUAUUGCAUCCAAAUAAAAAAAAUACUAAGCGGCUUCGUGACGUUUUACAUCAAUUAUAUGGACAUUUAGAUAGUAGUGCUCAACAAGGAAGUGCUACCGGUACACAUGAUAGUGUCGAAAUACCUGGUCUUGGUUUUGGACAAGCUGAGUACUUCCCAUAUGUUUAUUAUAAAAUAAAUAUAGAUAUGGUAGAUGCUAAAGCGUAAAAUUAAAUUGUAUCAAAAUCAUCCCAUCAUUAAAUCAUUUAAACGAUUUAUUUUUUUUAAAUCGCACAUUAAAAAAAAAAUCUAUUAUUGAUCAUUUUUUUGUCGGAAUAAUAUGUAGUUCAAUACAAUAUUAUUCUACUAAU
This is a messenger RNA of Daktulosphaira vitifoliae (grape phylloxera), 1615 nucleotides long. It is a transcript of the gene Vha44, whose product is annotated as V-type proton ATPase subunit C. Bases 309 to 1472 code for a protein of 387 amino acids. Gene Ontology annotation, biological process: proton transmembrane transport. The record is from RefSeq and is a predicted model, not a curated record. Gene Ontology annotation, molecular function: proton-transporting ATPase activity, rotational mechanism. The transcript is spliced from 8 exons. Lineage: Eukaryota; Metazoa; Arthropoda; Insecta; Hemiptera; Phylloxeridae. Gene Ontology annotation, cellular component: vacuolar proton-transporting V-type ATPase, V1 domain; lysosomal membrane.